GUUUUGUCCAUGCGCCACUGGGCGAGUCUCCGCUUCAGCCGCCUGCUCUGCUGAUCCGUAGCCCUCUUUUUCCUCGCAAAAGGAGGGUAAGAGAAUUGGGUUCGGGUGGAGGGCCGCCAUUAUUGGAAGCUGAAAACCACUUUCACACAUAUGCAGCCUUUCACUUUAAUUGCACGUUUUAUGCAGCAGAUGUCAAUGCUCGUGUCAUCAGACAACGAACCCAAACUCGCCAACUGACGGCUGUCAAGCCGGGCUUUGUGCAGACCGCUUAAGUGAUUUUUAUCAGCGUAAUAUGGACACAACAAAGGACAUAAUAAUUGGUCAAAAGCAACGUGGUAAGGCCGGAGGAAGGCAGUGAAUCAGGCGCAUGUCUCUACGCCCAGAUUUUCUCUGUACACGGGAGAAAAUGAAUGCAUUGGUUCCGGGAGGAGUUUGAUGGUUUUUCUUUUUUAAGCAAUCGCAUGGAACGAACGUAGGCUGUAACUGGGAAACAACCAUCGGCUACAUGGAUAUUUUAAUUUAUGCUUCACAAGCAGACAUAAAGGAACGCACGUAUUUGGUCUUGUUUGGAUUUUUAAACCACCAACAUCCAAUUUUAACAGAAAACAUUGGAACCGGCAGAACAUGCCGUCACUACAGUCCUAAAUAGGGGUGAGAUUGGAGGAAAGGGUGAAUGCAAUGGGUGUGAUCUGACCUAACCAGGUUUACCUGACUGCACCACAGCGCUGCUUGUAGAAGGAGAUGGAUUAUACUGAGGAAAGCUCUCAUACUGACAUCUAAUUUCUCAGCCACUGCCCUCUCUGCCGUGCCGUGAAUCCCUUCAUCAUCUCAGUUUCCCUUUGAAUAUGGGCAAAAAGCACGCAGCUCCAGUGUCCUCAAAUUAAGUCAAGACUCGGCUCAGGGCGAAGGAGAAGCCUGGGGCCAAUGUAAUUCCAUCAAAGCACUACUUGCAUGAACACUGUAUGGGCACCUGUCAUAGUGUCCUCCAUUGUCAAGCUUCGGGGCAAGGCAGGAUGUGUUCCUGCAAACGAUGAUGAUGGCAAAAAAGCAAGACGCCCGCGUGCCCAUUUACACCCUUGUGGUGGUGGGCCUGUCAGGGACUGAGAAGGAGAAAGGCCAGUGUGGAGUGGGGAAGUCCUGCCUGUGCAACCGUUUCGUCCGGCCGAGCGCAGACGACUUCCAUCUGGAUCACACAUCAGUCCUGAGCACCAGCGAUUUCGGUGGCAGGGUCGUCAACAAUGACCACUUCCUAUUCUGGGGCGAGGUGGGGCGUGUGGUGGAGGAGGGCUCAGAUUGCCGGAUGCACGUGGUUGAGCAGACAGAGUUCAUUGAUGACCAGACAUUUCAGCCACACCGGAGCACCGCCUUGCAGCCAUACAUUAAGAGAGCUGCCUCCACCAAGCUGGCCUCUGCCGAGAAACUCAUGUAUUUCUGUACCGAUCAGCUGGGGCUCGAGCAGGACUUUGAACAGAAACAGAUGCCUGAGGGGAAAUUGCAGGUCGACGGCUUCCUGCUCUGUGUGGAUGUGAGCCGUGGGAUGAAUCGCAGCUUUGAUGACCAGAUGAAGUUUGUAACAAACCUGUACAACCACCUGGGAAAAACAAAAAAACCCAUUGUGCUGGUUCUAACUAAAUGUGACGAAGGCGUUGAGCGCUAUAUCAAAGACUCGCACACCUUUGCUAUUACUAAAAAGAACUUGCCCGUCGUGGAGACAUCAGCUCGUUCUAAUGUCAAUGUUGAUCUAGCUUUCCUCACACUGAUCCAGCUCAUUGAUAAAAGCAAGGGCAAGCCCAAGAUCAUCCCUUAUUUCGAGGCGCUUAAGCAUCAGAGCCAGCUCAUCGCCUCUGCUAAGGACCGAUAUGAAUGGUUAGUCAAUCACAUUGUGAAGAAUCACAAUGAGACCUGGCCCAACAUCAGCCGACGCAUGCAAACAUCCCCCGAGUACAAGGAAUACGUGUUUUUGGAAGGCACAGCCAAAGCUAAAAAGCUAUUCCAGCAGCACGUACACCGACUCAAGCAAGAGCACACAGAGAGACGCCGCAAGGGAUACAUUAGCACUCUGCCUCUCGCCCUCAGCUCCUUAGUUUCCGAGCUAGAUGAAAUAGAGCAUUUAAGCUGGUCAGGCGUGCAGAAGGUUCUGGAAUCUAAAAAGGACUUCGACCACUGGUUCGUGGUGCUGGAAGAUGCACCCUGGGAAGAAACACCACACCUGGACAACAUGGAGGACGAGCGCAUACCCUUCGACGUGUUGGACACAACGGCUGCUGAGAUCAUAUUCGACGCCCACCUUGAGCACCUGCGCAAUGAGUGCAGGCGGGCAGAAAUACGGAAGGAGUUUAAAGCCAAGCUGAUGUCCUCUCCAUUUGUAACGCCUGGCAAGCCCUGGGAGGAGGCUCGGAGCUUCAUCAUGAAUGAAGACUUCUACCAAUGGCUGGAAGAGCCGGAGUAUCUGGACAUCUACAACAGACAUCAAAAGGCGAUCAUAGACAAGGCGAAAGAGGAUUUCCAGGAACUGCUGCUUGAGUAUUCAGAGCUUUUCUAUGAAUUAGAAGUGGAUGCGAAACCAAGCAAAGAGAAGAUGGGUGCCAUUCAAGAGGUCCUUGGAGAGGAGCAGCGUUUCAAGGCCUUGCAGAAGCUGCAGGCAGAAAGGGAUGCUUUGGUGCUGAAACACAUCCAUUUUGUCUAUCACCCAACAAAGGAGACUUGCCCUAGCUGCCCCAACUGUGUUGACAGCAAGAUUGAACAAACACUGGCCUCAUGUUUCCCAGCUCGUUAUCCAUCCUUUUCAAAAACGCACCUUAGUGAUAGCAAGGCAGACAGAUUAAAUUUAGUGAUCUUAGGCAAAGAUGGUCUGGCUAGAGAAAUGGCUAAUGAGAUUCGAGCAUUGUGUACCAACGAUGAUCGGUACGUGCUAGAUGGAAAGCUGUAUGAAUUAGUGUUGCGACCCAUCGAAGGAAAUGUUAGACUUCCUGUUAACUCUUUCCACACAACAACAUUCACCCCUCAUGGCUGCUUGUGUUUGUAUAAUUCAAAAGAGUCCCUGACAUACGUUGUAGAAAGUCUUGACAAAUUGCGAGAAUCUACUCUUGGCCGCAGGGACAACCACUUAUCUCAGCUUCCUUUGUCCUUACUCCUGGUAACCAAAAGAGGUGUUGGCACAUUUGGGGAUAUUGGUGCUGAGACUGCCCAAACACUAAUAGCACAGGGACACGGGGUGGCGGGAAAACUACAAUGCAGCUUCUUGGAUCCGGCAUCCCCUGGUACAGGCUAUGGGCGUAAUGUCAACGAGCGACAAAUCAACCAGGUCUUGAAGGUCCUCCUUGAUGCCAGGAGGAGUGCAGGUUUUCGUAGCAGUUCCCCUCCUCCCCCACCUCUGCCUCCUACCAUUAGAGACCUACAGCCUGAGCCUAGCCCAGAGGCAGAUUUCCGCAUUAUCAUGUGCCUAAUGUGUGGUGACCCGUACGACGUUGAUCAGCUCCUCUCGCCUUUCUUGCUGCCGCAGCACUGUAGGCCAACCUCCAACCAAGCCAGCGACACGUCCGUGCUUCUGGAGCAGACGGUGGGGGGUCACCGGCAGACGAUCGAGCUCUCCCUGCUCUCCUACCACGCCACCUUCUCAAUGCGCAAGACCAAGCUGGUGCACGGCCUCGUCGCCGUGUACUCUGCUCGCCGUAAGGCCUCCCUGGAGACGCUGUGUGCCUUCCUGUGUGAAGUGCAGGACAUUAUCCCUGUUCAGCUUCUGGCGGUGGGAGAGAGCCAGGCGGAGCUGACCGAUUCAGAAUCUGCCCGUGAGCUUCUGAAUCAGGGCGAAGAGCUGGCCCAUGAAAUUGAAGGCCGUUUCAGCAGGAUAGUGUGUGGUGGUGGAGGUGGGGUCAUAGGUGGGCUCCACAGGCUAGACCUCCUUCAGCCGUUCUUCAUGGAGGUCAUGGAGAAGCGGUCCGUUGUUGAGGCCACGCACAUGUACGACAAUGCUCCGGAGGCGGGCAUCACCAAUGAGAAUGUGUACUCCCCCCGCUGUGGCUCCCCCAGUCCUGUCACCAUGAUACUGGACUCGGAGGAGGAUAUGGAGGCCUCUCCACCCUACCAUGAUGGCACACUAACCUCUCACGGGGGUUUUAAGAUGCCGGAUCUUGACUCGGGCGAUGCAUUCUCCGUCAUCUCCGACCUCAGCACAUUCGAGAGCAAGCUCAACCACAAGGUGGUCGCCCAGGUGCGCCCGAAACCCAGUGUCACGUUUGAUCUGCGGAAGAGUUUCAACCCGUACAUGGACCAGAUGACCCAUCGGCGCUCUCUCACGUCCUCGGUUAACUGGCCCCCUGGCGGAGAGGGGAUUUACGACCCUUCUGAUUAUGCCGAGCCUAUGGACGCUCUUUCAAAGCCUCGCGUGACCCACGAGGAGAACAUUUACUCUGUGCCGCAUGACAGCACACAGGGCAAGAUCAUCACCAUACGGAAUGCCAACAAGAUGCACUCCAAUGGCGGAGGUAAUGGCUCGGACAGUGAGGCGGAGAGCAGCUCCUUGGAGCGACGCCGGAAGCUCUCAGCGGCCGGGGUGAAGCCUCGACUCUAUCGCGAUCGAUCCAAGCGCCUCGGGAAGUUCAGCAGCUUCCGGACCAGCUUCUCUAUCGGCAGUGACGAUGAGCUGGGGGUCCUGCCCAAGACCAAAGAGGAUGAGGUGGGGCCUCUGAAAGGGGAUAAUUCACUAAAUGAAGAAGGGGAAGAUCCCAAGAAGAGGAACAUCCUACGAAGCCUACGAAGGCCUGGCAAGAAACCAAGACCAAAGCCUCGGCAGUCAAUUACAAAGCCAAUCGAGAAUACCUAUUUCGGGAUGCCUUUAGUGAGUGUUGUGUCCCCUGACAGACCUAUUCCGCUCUUCAUUGACAAAUGUAUCCGGUACAUUGAGGCAACAGGCCUGACCACAGAGGGUCUCUUUAGGGUGAGCGGCAACAAAUCAGAGAUGGAGAGCAUGCAAAGGCAGUUUGAACAGGAUCACUGUCUGGAUCUGGUAGAGAAGGACUUCACUGUGAACACGGUGGCUGGAGCACUGAAGGCCUUUUUCUCUGAGCUGCCUGAUCCUUUGAUUCCCUACAGCCUACAGACGGAGAUGGUGGAGGCCUUCAAAAUCAAUGAUCGAGAGCAGAGACUACACACCAUGAAGGAUGUGCUGAGAAGGUUUCCCCGGGAGAACUAUGACGUCUUUAGACACGUCAUGAGCCACUUGAACAAGGUGAGUCAGUGGAACCGUGUGAACCUGAUGACCAGUGAGAACCUGGCCAUCUGCUUCUGGCCCACGCUCAUGCGGCCUGACUUCACCACUAUGGAUGCGCUGACCGCCACGCGCACGUACCAGACAAUCAUCGAGAACUUCAUCUACCAGUGCGCUUUCUUCUUCUACAACCAGCCCCCGGCCGAGUCGCCUACUGGCCUCUUCGGGCCCCCCGGGCCCAUGGUGCCCUCCUGUCUGCCUCCAUCGCCCUCAGCAGCACCCCCUUGUGGCCCGCCGAUGCACCACUACAUGCCCCUGCUGCAGUCUCCUCCCCACUCGCCCCCGCAGAGCCCCCAUCCCACCCCGUCCGAGCCACAGACGCUGUGAGAGACAAACACACACAAACACACAAACACACACACAAACACAUGUCCACACACAAACUCACACACAUUCAUACACACAUCUCUUAGCACUCAAGCUCUUGAGCAUUUGAUGCCUGGAAGCUGCACUUACAGCCACACUCAGAUUACUCCCACAAACACGAAUGCAUACAGUCACAUUCAUACACACACACACACACACACACACACACCCUUAGACACUAAACAUCUUCCUGCCGACCACAUGCUACUGUUGUUUGCUCAGACGCAUGUUGUGUAUGUGUGUAUGAGACAGAGAGCCGUGUCCUUAUGGUCUUAACUACUGUUGGGAGUUAGUGUAUGAUUGUAGUCAUACGCACAUUGCACAUUGUUAAACUCUACGCUUAAAAGUGCUGUAAACUAUUGGAAUGAGAGACACACAGCUGCACACUUCCUAAAUGAUCUGUGAGAUGAUGCCAGUCGGGAUGUCCAUGACAGUCCCUAGGCCCAGGUGGAUCUCUGUCAGGACAGGUGUCAGUACAGAGUUCUGUUCUAGAGGCUUGUAGAGUGCGUUUGGAGCGGUGGUCUCCUAAACCAAUGAGUAUCCGCUUUAAAUGAAGUCUUUCCUCACCACAACCACUCCCCCCCCCCCCUUCCACACACACUUGGAAACUUCACUUAGGGAUAUGUGAAGCACUUAGGAAAUGUUCCGACCCCCAUUCCCUCUAGUCCAUCCCAUUAAUGCUAGCUCUCCCCGUGAGAAAGUGAAGUGUUGUGGAGAUGACGAAGAAGAACAAGAAAGAAAAAAAAAAGAAAAAAGAAACACGACCUGCUGAAUGCCUUUCGUCAGGAGGUCUCUUUUGUUUUCGUUUCUCUGCUUCUCUGAUUGGAUGGCUCAUUAGUGUCCCCUCAAAGAAAUUAAUCCAAUCACUGUCCACCAUGGACCUACCACAGACUAACCACUGAGUACCUGACUUUAAGAAAAACAAUUACUAUGUAUUUGCUCCCCUUUCCAGUCUCUCCUUCUGCUGUGGCCCUAAGGUAUGUCCACUAAAAACUGGCUGUGAAGGGUACCCCCCCCCCCCCCCCCCACCCCCCACCUUAACCUGCAGACUUCAAAGGACUGCAUUGUAUCGCCAUUGAUUUGACGAGCUGAGCCCGCGUGAAGGGCGAGGGGGGAAUGUCAUUUCAUGAAGACUUCUUUUUUUUUAAAGUUGGUCUCCGAUUCUCCCGACCUGUCCUCUGCUCAACGUCAAUUAAGCAUUGUUCACUCGGAACCCCCUCUUCCUCUGAAUGCUGGGUUGUCAGUGGAUUCUUUGGUUGUUGUGGUUUUGGGGGAAGGAGGGGGGAGUGCUGUUUGUCAUUAAGGGAGGGGGGGGGGGGGCACAGGUCCAGGGAUGCACUUUAAUUUUUAGUGGGAGCGGUUGGUGUUCACUUUAGCUUCUCUAGUCCUCUAAAUGUUUUUUUUCUUCUUCUGUAAAGCCCUACCUGUGUGCCCGAAACCUUAACUCUCUUAAGUCCAAACAGUCAACAGACAACCAGAAAUCUGACUACUGAAAACCUGCUCUCUCUCUCUCUCUCUCUCUCUCUCUCUCUCUCUCUCUCUCUCUCUCUCUCUCUCGCUCUCGCUCUCGCUCUCUCUCUCUCUCUCUCUCUGUCCACCCUUACUAAUGUUAAGCACUUUGAAUUUUUAGCUCAGUUUAUGAAACACAACACUGAAUUGCUGAUUUGAUGUAGCUCUUAUGUGUGGCCAUUAGGUCAGUUUUCUCUCCAUUUGAAGGAUGUCUUGUCAAAAGCUGUGGGUUGUAAAAACCCAUUGUGACUAGAAGAAAAAUCACAAGGCUUGGUGAUGAACGAACAGAUAAACACGCUACAUGUACUGAGACCUGCUGGACACUGUUUAUAUUUAUAAUAAUAUUUGCUGCGUUUGACUGAACGCUGGUCACAGUAAAUGGUGGUGGAAAUGGGAGCAAAAGAAAAAAAAACAGUAACAUUCUGACAUUUUAAUGUUCCAACUCAUGCACAGAAAAAAUAAAUGGCCAGUCGCAUGUUGGUGGUAUUUUGCCCCAUUCUAUUGUUAAUACGAGUUCUUUGUCAAAUUCAGAGAUUUUGUAAUAUUACAAUUUUGAUGAAAGCUACCGGAUGUUGUCCUGCAGUGGAUGGAAAGGCAGACCUGGAUUGUAAAUGCAUAUUUAAUCAUAUGUAGCUCCCGCAGUCACUCUGACUUUCGGACGCUGAAGAACUACUCCAAUCGUACAUUUACUCUGUAGAUGACUAGUUUAAAACUGACUCCAUUUGAACCACAGGCAGAACAGCAGUUCUGUAGAUUAUUCUCGAAUGUGUCACCUGACCUACUCUGACCUGUGCAGAACCAUCUUGAAGAGCUGUUUGUGUUCCACCAAGCCUGUAGAUAACACAGGGUACUGUCAUGUGAAACCUAAUAUUUGAACUCUAAACAGGCUUGCUGGACUUGAUGGGAUUUGAGUGUUUGUUUUUAUUUGAUUUUUAUUUGAUUUUUUCUCCACUCUAGACUUUAUUGUGAAAGUGAGGGUGGUAUGGGUGGGUUAUCCUGUGUCUCAUGUAGUAGCACUCUAGAUUCUAUGCCUCUGAAUGCCUGUAAUAUUAUGAAAUGUAUUUUUAACCUCUGACCUUUGACACAGUUAGCGUGUGCUGGAGUUCUUGAAUGGCUCUCUCUGGGCUGUGAUGGGUCACACCCAUGUGUUGUUCCCCCGGACCAAAGCAGGGGGUAUUGCAGGGGGUGCAGGGGGUAUUGGGUGCACUCCAGAUCCAGCCCCCUGACGUGUCUCAGAUGUGGUGACUUUGAUUCUGAACCCACUGUAAGCAGUGUCCCAUGUUUGCCUUCGCUCCUCUUUUCACUGUUUUGCUCUGUUGAGGAUGGAGUGAGUGGGAUUUGCUGACUAGUGUAGCUUUGGUGUCUUCAUCGUCUCUGCCCGUACUGAGAAUCCUGAAAGUCAACGCUUUGCCACACAGGCCCAACAACCUCCGGUGGUCCCAUUAUCCUGAAGUAGAUUGUUGCAUUAAGAAUUUUGGAAGAGGUCAUCAGAGAGGUGAAAGUACUUUUACACUACCAGUGGGCUUAAGACACUGUCCCAACACCAUCCCACUGCUGUGUGCAACUGCAGUUUAUUGAGCCAGUUUGAAGUAGUCAUAACAGGAAUUAUUUCCCCUAUCUGAGAGGGAGGUGAGAGAGGGGUUUCAACUGCAAAGUAACAUUGAAUAAAUAUUUGCUGCCCCCUUUUGGUCAAUGUACAAACAGCAGGUCCAGGUACGAGAUUUAUGACUGCAUGUUAUGACGCUUGUUUGAUGGAAUUAUCUGUUGAGGAGGCAUGGAUGGGACCAGUGUGGAUUCAGAGGUUUUGGAAACAACUGUAGUGGGUUGUGCUGAUGUCUGCUUAGAUCCAAGUCAUUCUGUUCUGCCAUUGUGGAGCAGUUAGGAAAUGUGUCCUCAGGCCAGUAGGGGGCAAACAAUCAUUACAGUUGAAAUGUGUCCUGUGGAGAAACUCCCAUAUGUGCUGCCACCACCAUGAUGCUUACGUUGUGAUCUGUAUAAAAGACAUGUAGGGGCCUUUCUGAGAAGUAUCCUUAAACCUGGAUUAAGAGAUAAAAAGGAGCCCACUCAGUCUCCAUAGUGAGUCCGUAGUAGCUGUUAAAGUGUGCUAAACUCAACUGUCAGGAGAGCACAGUUCGAGUACCACGUCCUUAUGUCAUUCCACUGUCAAAAAACACAUUUCAUUUGGCCCCAAUGAGUCCGUCAGGCAUGCUUUGCCACACCUAACAUUCCAGACCCUUAGUUCUUAUAACUCUGCUUGUGUAGUGCUUGUGCCUAACAGACACUGUCGAGGUGCUUCUCACUGUGUGCUAAAGUCUUUGCUGUACCCUCACGUUUGGGCACCAGUGACCAUCUGACCUUUUCAAUGGCGGAAAGGCAGGCUUUCCCCUGACCUGCCGCGCAAAUGAAAUGCAGUAACGCUUUCCCCUCAUACCAUGUGUCUGCAUGGUAUGCUUGUCAUAGCAAGAGAUUUUUUGUCAUUCUAUUAUUAAAAAAAAAAAUUAAAAAAAACACUCACCCUUUUCCCUCUGUCCAUCCCCUAAUGCUAAACUGCCCUCCUCUCAGACACAAGUGGUAGACAUGGUGAGAUACAUGCCCCUGAAAACCUGCUGGGUUUCCACGGUUAUUGGCCUUCGAAAAAGAAGUGUGUUGUCCCAUGUAAACACACACAAGGGAGGUGAGCUGCUACUCCUUGAUUUCCAUGAAGUUGCGGUGCAGUCAUGGCUGUCGUGGCUACAUCGCCUUGCUUCUGUUUCCUUAUUUCUUUUGCGACAAUUGUGAUGGACUGUCUGUCUAAUGAAUUACAAACAUGUUCAAAUGGUUGUUUACUUGUAUGUUAGGGUCUAACACUUUGCCUUUUUAGUCAAUGGUGAUAGAAAGCGUUUCUUUUAUGGUUUCUUUUCAUGAUUUUUUUUUUUUUUUUUUUUUUUUUUUAAAAGGUCAGUUUUUUACCAAUUUUUGUGAAUGAUGUUAAGGCCAAUUCAGUAUAGUGCAUGAAUCGAAAAACCCAAAUGAGGGAAAAAGGUUUGCCACUCUCAGUAUUUAAAGAAAUGAAAUUAAGAAAAAAAAACUAUUUAAAGAUGUAAAUGGAUCGAAAUGAAAAGAUACAUGAACUGUGAAAUUCUGUUCUCUGUCUGAAUGGAUGACAAACAUGAAGGCCUCACAGAAACUGUAUCAUAGUUAAUAAAUCAAUCAUGUAAAACCUAA
Clupea harengus (Atlantic herring) is the source of this 10345-nucleotide messenger RNA. It is a transcript of the gene arhgap35b, whose product is annotated as Rho GTPase activating protein 35b. Lineage: Eukaryota; Metazoa; Chordata; Actinopteri; Clupeiformes; Clupeidae. Gene Ontology annotation, biological process: Rho protein signal transduction; regulation of cell size; regulation of axonogenesis. Gene Ontology annotation, cellular component: cytosol. Gene Ontology annotation, molecular function: GTPase activator activity; GTPase activity; GTP binding. The record is from RefSeq and is a predicted model, not a curated record.